AUGCAGACUGCUUCUACAAACAUUUGUGAAAGAAUGGGUCGCUGUCAGGAGCUCAGUGAAUUCAAGCGUGGUACCGUGAUAGGUUGCCACCUGUGCAAUAAGUCCAUCUGUGAAAUUUUCUUGCUACUAAAUAUUCCACAGUCAACUGUUAGUGGUAUUAUAACAAAAUGGAAGCAACUGGGAACAACAGCAACUCGGCCACGAAGUGACCGGGGUCAGUGCAUUCUGAAGCACACAGUGCGCAGAAGUUGCCAACUGUCUGCAGAGUCAAUAACUAAAGACUCCCAAACUAUGUUUGGCCUUCAGAUUAACACAAAAACAGUGCAGAGAGAGCUUCAUGGAAUGGAUUUCCAUGGC
Molecule: messenger RNA, 357 nt
Organism: Staurois parvus
Lineage: Eukaryota; Metazoa; Chordata; Amphibia; Anura; Ranidae
Source: the annotation of a GenBank genome assembly